CAGGCUCUGUACGCGUGAAAGAGACUCGUGUGUCUUUAAGAGAGCCGCAUUACAGGUGAGAUGACGCUGUCUGCGAGACUCCGUGGUGGGGACGAUGCGCUUGGUGGGUUAACCGCGCUCAUUUCUGCCCGUCUCUGAAGCUCAAGAAAAGGUGGUGUCUAUUAUUCACUGCCGAAGACGGCUCCGCGAUUCUUCUCUUCAGACCCAACGCUAAUGCUGUAUCCAUGUGCAAUGCUUUUGACAGCUUUACCCCAACUAAAUUUAAAGGUUGAUGACCCUAUUGAUAUGCUUCCCAAGUCAAGAAAAGCCCUUAGCAUCCAGGAAAUUGCAGCUCUGGCCAGAUCAUCAUUUAAUGGCAUCUCACAGGUAGUGAAAGAUCACAUGACCAAACCCACAACCAUGGCUCAGGGUCGGGUGGCUCAUCUGAUUGAGUGGAAGGGCUGGUCUAAGCCCUCAGACCCUCCAUCUGCUACACUGCAGUCCCACUUUAACUCCUACUCCCAUCUCAGCGAGGGUGAGCAGGAGGCCCGGUUUGCAGCAGGUGUGGCUGAGCAGUUUGCCAUUGCAGAGGCGAAGCUCCGUGCCUGGACCUCUCUAGAUGAGGAGGACAUGGAUGAAGAGUCUUAUGAAGAGGAUCCUCCUCUAAAUGACGAGUCAAUCAUGAGAACUCUGAGCUCAGAUGCUGUAUUAUCCAAUCAAAGCUGCCCAGUGCCAAGUCAGGCUGAGACGGACACACUCAGUCAAACAGAAGCCGACGACCCGCUCCUGUCAGAAGAAGUGCCAGCACAUGCUCAAGAACUCCAGCUUUCAGAAGGUGACAGGUCCACUUGUGCGGUUCACAAACCAGACCGCAGUCCUUUGUGGAGCAAGGGAGACUCGUGCUACUACUCCACCUCCUACUCCGAGUCUGGCCUUUCACCUGAGGAUGAGGAGGAAGAGGAGGAUGGGAGAGAGGUGGAGGAAGGGGAGGACAACGUCUUUCAGGAUGUCAUCCGCUGGUACAAACGCUGCCGAAGCAUCUCUGAUACCUCCGGAGCUGUGUCUUUCGAUGAGGAGGGGGAGGAGGAAGAGGAAGACGGUUCCAAGCAGUGACGCUGUGUUCUCACUCGCCCUUUGGUCUCUGUCCCUUUGUAGUAACCCUUCUGUGAAGUGUUUGUCCAGUCUGCUAUGCAUUCAGAGACACUGACUUAUUUUUCUUCUUCAUAUUUUAAAGGGAUCAUUUAGAAAUGAAAAAAUUGUCACCAAUUUUCACUUGCUCUUGUCCGAUCAAAAUCAGACUUUCCUUCUUCUGUGGAACACAAAUAACGUUAGGCAGAAUAAGGGUUAUUACUGAAGCUAAAGUUAAAACCAUAUUUUACCAAAGUUUUCUUUUUUUCUUUUUUUAACUUGAGAUAAAUGUUAACUGAAAUAAUUUCUCAUUUA
Molecule: messenger RNA, 1422 nt
Organism: Carassius auratus (goldfish)
Lineage: Eukaryota; Metazoa; Chordata; Actinopteri; Cypriniformes; Cyprinidae
Product: protein FAM131A-like
Exons: 5
Coding region: 214-1092 (292 amino acids)
Source: RefSeq, a predicted model, not a curated record